GUGUGGGAUUUUAGCGCCCUAAAAUUGUUCGAAUCCCUGUUCUCCCUCCUCCUGCUUCUCUCUCCUCUCCCUUCUUGAUCUGUCCGCAGCCAUGGCGGCGCAGCAGCAGAGACACCAGAAAAUGGCGGAGCAACAGCAGGAGAUGGAAGACAUGCAGCACGGUCCCUUCCCAGUCGAACAGCUCCAGGCAUCUGGGAUAGCUGCCCUUGAUGUAAAAAAGCUGAAGGAUGCUGGCCUGUGUACUGUGGAAUCUGUUGCAUAUUCACCAAGGAAAGAUCUCUUGCAAAUUAAAGGGAUUAGUGAGGCAAAAGUUGACAAAAUCAUUGAAGCAGCUUCAAAGCUGGUUCCCUUGGGCUUUACCAGUGCUAGCCAGCUUCAUGCGCAAAGGCUUGAAAUCAUUCAAAUCACAUCUGGCUCAAGAGAGCUCGAUAAGAUCUUGGAGGGAGGAAUUGAAACAGGCUCCAUUACUGAAAUAUAUGGUGAAUUUCGCUCUGGAAAGACCCAGUUGUGCCACACUCUUUGUGUCACUUGUCAGCUUCCAUUGGAUCAAGGUGGUGGUGAAGGGAAGGCAAUGUAUAUUGAUGCAGAGGGCACCUUCAGGCCACAAAGACUCCUGCAGAUUGCAGAUAGGUUUGGAUUGAAUGGUGCUGAUGUUCUAGAGAAUGUAGCUUACGCUAGAGCAUAUAAUACUGAUCAUCAAUCAAGGCUUUUGCUGGAAGCAGCUUCCAUGAUGGUGGAGACCAGGUUUGCUCUUAUGAUAGUGGACAGUGCUACAGCUCUUUACAGAACAGAUUUUUCUGGAAGGGGAGAGCUGUCAGCGAGACAAAUGCAUCUGGCAAAGUUUCUGAGGAGCCUUCAGAAGAUGGCAGACGAGUUUGGUGUUGCGGUAGUUAUUACCAAUCAAGUUGUUGCUCAAGUAGAUGGUUCUGCUUUCUUUGCUGGGCCGCAAAUCAAACCUAUUGGUGGGAACAUCAUGGCACAUGCUUCUACAACAAGGCUUUCUCUUCGCAAAGGAAGGGGAGAGGAGCGCAUUUGUAAAGUAAUAAGUUCACCAUGUUUGGCUGAAGCUGAAGCACGAUUCCAGAUUUCUUCUGAAGGUGUUACAGAUGUAAAGGAUUGAUCGGUGCAAGAGUCAUCUUAUCCAUAUCUCACUGGACUCAUCGAAUUCAAUGCAUGCUAAUGCACAUAUCUAUUUUGGGCCUGUUGCUUGGUUGGCCAACCAGCAGCAGCUUAAAUUCAUUCAACCCUGUCCCGAAUGCAAAAAGCCUGUAAAUGUGGAAGUACUGGGUGAGCCCUUCAUAGGUUGAUAUGAAUAUCUAUGACAUUUGGCUGUAAUUUUUGUAUGAAUAGCUUUGAUGCCUUCUGCUUUUUUGUAGUGUAAAAUGUACUUGCCUCCCUGUUGUAAUAUUCAUGUUGAUGAGAAGGCUAAUCCUCCAUGAGUUGUUAUUGCAUGUUGAUGCUA
Messenger RNA from Phoenix dactylifera (date palm), 1462 nucleotides. RefSeq names its product DNA repair protein RAD51 homolog. Gene Ontology annotation, cellular component: condensed nuclear chromosome. Gene Ontology annotation, biological process: DNA recombinase assembly; mitotic recombination-dependent replication fork processing; DNA strand invasion. Lineage: Eukaryota; Viridiplantae; Streptophyta; Magnoliopsida; Arecales; Arecaceae. The record is from RefSeq and is a predicted model, not a curated record. Gene Ontology annotation, molecular function: ATP binding; DNA strand exchange activity; double-stranded DNA binding.